Molecule: messenger RNA, 1425 nt
Organism: Spinacia oleracea (spinach)
Lineage: Eukaryota; Viridiplantae; Streptophyta; Magnoliopsida; Caryophyllales; Amaranthaceae
Product: putative disease resistance RPP13-like protein 1
Exons: 2
Coding region: 1-1425 (474 amino acids)
Source: RefSeq, a predicted model, not a curated record
AUGGAUACACCCGAGAUUGCCUCCACUAGCAAGAAGCCAUUGCUGCCGUUGAGUAGCGCGAAGAAGCUCACGUCCAAAACACAUGCUCUACCUGAGAAAAAGAGCACCAAGGGUACCCUGCCACAAAUUAAAGUCACUACAACAAAACCUGAAAUCAUCUAUGCUGAUCGAUGGAAUUUCAGAUCACUUGUUCAACGCCUAACUGGGCGAUCGGCCAAAGACACUGACAGAGAAAGCGACCAGCUCGUGUUGAAGGUUUCAAAAAAGAGCAAAUGGUAUGAGGAUAUGUACAACUGUAUUAGCUCCCUCAAGAUGUUAGAGUGUUCAGUUAAUGUUUCUCAGGAAUGCUUAGACUGUUUGGUGUACUGUAGUUUAUUCCCUAAGGAUUACGAGAUUGAUCGUGAUACGUUGUUCCAGUUAUGGAUAGCUGAGGGUCUAAUCAAGGAAGAACCAAUGGAAGAUAUUGCAUCUUCCUAUCUUAAAGCUCUUUGUGACCGUGGGAAGUGCAUUUCCCUUUUGAGAGAAUACUACAGUACUGGGAAGGUAUGGUACAAGGUAAACAGUUUUCAAAUCCCUGAAAAAGUCCUUCAGAAUUCCAAAAUCACUCCUGUCAGACUACUGAUUUCUGAUGACCCUGCAAGUGUUUUGUCUGUUACAGAAACAGAGCAUUUUCAUGUAGCUUUGCAGCGUCUACUCCCAAAAGAUCUUCAUGUUCUAGGAAGGUUUUCAAAAAUCAGGACGCUUUUGUUGUUGCGGAAUCACAAGGCUAAUAAUGUUGAAAGGAUUCCUUAUGAUUUCUUCAUGUCGUUACAGAAUCUUCGUGCUCUGGAUUUGAGUAGGACGAAAGUAUCAGAUCUGCCAAGUUCUAUAGGUAAUGCUAAAUGUCUGCGUUAUCUUGACCUUUCUGAAACACUUGUUAAACGGUUGCCUGAAACCAUUGAGUUUCUUCUAAAUUUGCAAACUUUGAAGCUCCGAAAUUGUCCUCGCCUGAUUGCUUUACCAAAAGCCAUCAGGAGGCUAAUAUGCCUUCGACAUCUUGAUCUUGGUACCCUUCGUCGUUUGAAUUCAAUGCCAACUGGGAUGGGGGCACUGUCAUGCCUUCGCACUUUGUCAGAGUUUGUUGCUGGUAGGGAAAAUGGCUGCCGCAUUACAGAACUCGGGAACAUGAAUGACCUUGGGGGAAAGUUAUGCCUCUCGAAGCUGGAAAAUGUUGCUAGCUUAGACGAUGCUAAAGAGGCAAACCUCAGGAAUAAACAACGACUCAAGAAUUUAGAGCUUCGAUGGACUGAUGAUGAUGAUGAGCACCAAGAAAGCAUUGGAGUGAAAUAUGAGAAUGAAGAAGAAGAAGAAGAAGAAGAAGAAGAAGAAAUUACAGAAGAAGAAACAGGGAAGAAGAAGAAUUCAGACGAAGAAGAAGAUCAUUAG